Messenger RNA from Tricharina praecox, 972 nucleotides. RefSeq lists its product as uncharacterized. The coding region runs from base 1 to 972 and encodes 323 amino acids. The transcript has 3 exons. NCBI's taxonomy places the organism in Eukaryota, Fungi, Ascomycota, Pezizomycetes, Pezizales, Pyronemataceae. The record is from RefSeq and is a predicted model, not a curated record.
AUGUCGCGACACGUGCCCGCACCAGUCACCCCAUCAGGAGAAUUAGAAAUCAUAUGCCCUAGCGGUGACAUGAUCAUCUCUUGCACGACAUCCGGCAAGAACCAUCGAUUCAAAGUCUCCUCCCAGACGCUCUGCACAGCAUCGAGUGUAUUCCGCGCAAUGCUGGGACCCACCAGCAAGUUCAAGGAGGCGCAGGAUCUACGGAACUACGGAGGUGCAGACAAGCUCUACGAGAUCCCCCUUGAAGACGACAACUUGAAAGUGCUCAGGCACAUCUUGCUGUGUCUUCACCUUCAGAACCUUGCGGUUCCGAAUACGAUCAGCUUCGAAGAGCUUGUGCAAGCGGCCGUGGUGACUGACAAGUACGACCUCGGAGUGGCGCUGCGCCUUGACUGGGCAUAUGAUAAUUGGCUUCUGGUGUCGUGGGUGUUCGGCGAGGAGACCAUCUUCAAUAAGGUGUCGGAAGUCCUGAUCCACAAGGCCGUCAUCGAUGAGGACAGUUAUUUAAGCUUUGGAACUGGGAUUAUUGUCCCCGACAGUGUGUCUCGUGCUAUCUCAAUUCAGCGUGACGCCGCAUUUGAUUCGGUGUUCCAGGUAUGCGGGAGACUGCUGGAGCAAUUGGCGGGGGAAUCGGAGACGGAGCUUCCACUCCACUGUAAAUAUGGCGGCGAAACAGAUGCCCAAGAGGUAUGCGAUACUUUCCAGUACACACUGCUCAGACGGCGAUUCACGAAGGCGGGACUUCUCCCAGAAGGGAUCGAAACAGCACGUCUGGAUGAUCUCGAGCACCUCUGGCGUAUCUUCGCAGGGAUGACCGGAACUCGGGGAUAUCUGGAGGGUCAUUAUAAUUGCGAUGUCACCGCCGGGUUGAAGGAAGAAGUGUACAAACUGAUAGUCGGUGUCAAGGGGCUUGAGCUUGCAGAGUUUCCGUCCAGAGCUGGAAGACUUGUGCCCAAGCGUGGAUUUCCUUAG